Molecule: messenger RNA, 3783 nt
Organism: Seminavis robusta
Lineage: Eukaryota; Bacillariophyta; Bacillariophyceae; Naviculales; Naviculaceae
Source: the annotation of a GenBank genome assembly
AUGUACAGCAAUAAACAACCGAGGACCGACCGCAGUGAGGCACCGGAAACGGAGAUUAGUCCAAGUGACAAUAGCGAGGAAGAGAGUGACAGUACCGGUAGCAGCUCAAGCAGUGAACUCCAGGAAGAGGUGAUACCAGAACCAAGGCAGGAGGACCGGAGCAGCAGCCUUGACACUGAGGCAGGAAUUCACAGAAAUGGUGAUGAAGAGAGUGACAGCAGUGGCUCAAGCAGUGGCUCAAGCAGUGAACUCCAGGAAGAGGUGAUACCAGUACCACGGCAGGAGGACCACAGCCAUAGCGGAACAAGCAGCAGCCUUGACAAUGUGGAUGGAAUUCUCAGCAAUGACGAAGAUGGGAGUCUUGGAAGCGAAGGAGAUCAUGAAACCAACAGUGAACAUGAAGAAUCAGAUUACGAUGAUGAGGAAGUUGAUCUCAUUGGGAAUUUGCUACAAGAUCCCUUGUGUCACCAGCACAGUACUAUGAUGCUCACCCAGGAAGAGCAGAGAUGGGCUUUGCAAUUGAAGGAGGCUGUGGUGAAUCGACCUGAUCUUGAUGAAGAAAAUGACAUGUGGCUAGCACAAUACGCCAUUGUUACUGAAGGAGAUAUCUCAAAUGCGCUCAAGAGAAUAGCCAGAAUACAGGCCUUUCAAAAGCAAUACGGUGUUAACAAUUCGGUGGAACAGGGGCUUGAAAUGCUUUCAAAGCUGUUUCAACUCUUUCCAGGAGGCCUUCUUUGUCUGGAUGUUGAUCCAGUAAAAAAUGAGGGUCUCCAUGUCAUGAAUAAUGGGAAACACAACUACAUAGCCGCUAUGGAAUCGGAGGAAAACUGGAGAAGUUGCAUGGUAGGAUGCUACUACUAUUUCCUUGUGUGCCAGCCAACUCUGGCAACCAUCCGAAAUGGUCACCAGACCAUGGGUGAUUUUGGCAGCUUUGAUUGGGACAAUCUAAAACUGGAAUUCUGCUAUCAGUUCAAUUUGGAAAUGGGGGAACUUUAUCCUAUUACCUUCACCAAGUUCUUGGCCUUCAACACAGGGACUCUUGCAAACAUGUUCUGGUCCCUUGUUAAAAACGUGUAUUCCAAGGCCCUCAUAUCCAAACUACAAUUGGGCUGCCGUGUUCCCCUUGGGGAGGAAGAUGAAGUGCCCCGAUCCUUGUCAGACAUUUACCUUCAGCCUUCUCUGGAGGAGACAAACAAACGGAUGCUGGUUAGAGCCAGACAGCUCUUUACACUUCGGGCUAGGAAUGAAGCAAAUUUCCGAUUGCAUCAAUCCAUCAGAGAAUCCCCAAGCUAGCUAGAUAAUAUGCAAUCAGCAGAGCUGCUAACUUGAGCUAUAUCUGCGGUCGAGUGAAAUGCAGAUAGAAGAUUGAUUGGGUUGUUGCUUGAGUGCCAUUGAAGAAUGUUUCAAGUGGAGUUGUUGUUGGACAACGACCAGUAACGCUACUUAUUUGGUUGGCUCUGCACCUGUGAACGCACAAAUGUGGUUGAAAAGUAAGGAUUGAGGUCGCUAUUUAUAUCUCAGGCUCGUUUCUCAUUGGUGAGCUUGUGGGCGAUGGCGCUCUUCCUUGGGGAAGGAUUUGCCCGCUCCUUUCCUUCGGGGGCUCUGAUUGGUGAAUUGUCAAUGGUGGCUAUGUUCUGUUGAGCUGCCUGAUGUGACCUUGCUCCAACCAAUUGAGUCAUGCAGCUUAUAAAGUCAUUGGCGUUUUCUCACGAACAAACAUCAAUGUUCCAGGCAACAGGGUAUCCAGCGUCUAGCAGAGCCUUCUUGACACGCUUGCCGUGUUCGGUACCUUGCAACUCCACGACACACUUGACUUGUACUUGAUCUACAUGAGUAUGGAGCCAAGCUCGUUCAUGGUAAAUAUCCUUGAUACUGGCUCCUUCCUUGCUCAGCAACGCAGUGAAGUUUGCAAUGCCCCCGGGUCUAUCCGAAACAGUCACAUAGAAGUUGCAAAGUCGAUUGUCGGCGGACAAACCUCUAUCGAUCACCCUUCCUAGUACGGUUGUGUCGAUGUUUCCACCACAAAGUGGCACGAUGAUGUUCUUACCCUUUAGGUCAGCCCGAUCCAAAGCCCCGCCAGGAAGAAGGGCAGCCAAGCCUGCCGCACCUCCGCCUUCAACGACCAUCUUUUCGUUUUCAAUGAGCCGAAGCACAGCCAGGGAGAUUUGCUUUUCGUUGGUGAGAACGCAUUCAUCCACAUAGUGCUUUGCUACCUCAAAGGCAUGCGCCCCCACGACGGGUACGGCCAAACCAUCGGCAAGUGUUGGUGUGACUUGCGCGGGCACUGGUUUGCCAGCCUUGAUUGCUGCUGUGUACGAGGCAGCAUACUCAGGCUCGACUCCAAUGACCUACAAGUGUUUGUAAGAAAGCAACAAGGAAACAUGAGGAGAUACGGGGAACCUAGCUGCUAUACGAUCUUGAUCCAACGUACUUUGCAUUCGGGUUUCAAUGUUUUCACAGCACAGGAUAUACCAGCAAUGAGCCCCGCACCUCCUACCGGCACCACAACUGCAUCUACAUCGGGCACGUCAUCAACCAUUUCAAUUCCGAUGGUUCUGCGAGAAGGGGAGGGGUUGCGAACAAGGUGCCUAUCAGCGUGAACACAUCAAAUGCUGUUCACAUAUCAUCCUCCAUGCAGAUACUUACCCAGCACCAGCGCAAAUUUCAGGAUCAUCAUAGCCAUUUAUGUAGGUUAGCCCUUUCAAGUAAAAGAGACGUUGAGUACAAUGUGAAAUCGAUCGACACAGCAACCGUCCAUUUCUCGCACCUUCGUUUUGGACAACAGAUUCAGCGUAGGUCUUGGAUUCUCCAAUAUGGGCUCCCUCAAUUAUGAUGCGAGCGCCGAAUUUCUGUUCCAGUGCCAAGCAGAGUUUAAAAAGAGGAGAGUUUUCGGGAUGAGCUGCUGUGCUUUUCAUUUGACGACACAUUCAGCCGAAGACAGGCCUCAUGGCUCAUGACCCCAAUAAUAAAAGUGUAGAAUGGCACUUACUCGGCAUUUGUCAACCUUCGAUAAUGGAGCCACUGUUGGCAUGACCACCGUCACCGGUACAUUGAGACUUUGCCCAUGAUAAGCCAAUGCCAAGGCAUGAUUCCCAGCGGAGGCCGCGAUGACGCCCUUGAUCUUGUCUCCGCCUGCCUUUCGCUUGAGCUGGAGGAUGGCAUUGCGAGCCCCUCGUUCUUUGAAGGAACCUGUGAAUUGGCGGAACUCUGGCUUGAGAUAGAUAUUAGCUCCAACUAGCUCUGAUAGAAAGAAGCUCUUUUCGCAUUGGGUCCUCACAAUUCCGUCUCGAAUAGCAACAUGAGCUCGGCUAAUGUCGGCAAAGCUGAUGGGCAAAUCUGCAGAGGGAUCAUCGCGUCUCUUCUUGACUAUACUACCAUUGCCAUCAUCGUUUUUUUCAGUGGCUGGCCCCUUUGGUUUGGUUUGUUUUUUGGACUCAUGUUCAACAGAGAAGCAUCGAAACUGUUGACACAUGGGAGACACAGCCGGCUGGGAGAAACGAGCCGAAAAGGGUACAACAGCCCGCCUUCCCCGAAGCAAACACCUCGAAAACAUCUUCCUCUUCACAACAACUGCUCGAGACUGGCUAGCUUGCUAGAGUGGCGAGUCUUCUGUUGCUCGAGGACAAGUUAUCAACAAUGGGAGUACAAUGAAAAAGAUAUCAAGGCGCCCAGCAAUAAUAACGACGAGUGGAGUGGAGUCAAAGAACAGAAGAAGAAAUGCAUUCCCAAAGGAUCCAGGUUCCCAAAGGAUCCAGGUUCCGUCAAAGAUCGCGUUGAAGUGAC